CACAGAGUACAGAGCACACGGUCUUCAGUCUUGCGGGAACUGAAAGGAAAACCGAAAAAGAAACAGAGAAGAGAAGGCCUCACUCCACACUCCACUCCCCUCCCCUCCACAGCCCCGGCGCUUUCUUGGAUCGCGAGAAAACCACCCGAGAAACUUUGCAAUUGUAGGGAACUGUAUCGGCCGGAGCUCGAGGACGUAGACGAGGGGUGGUGCAAGGUGCUGGCCAUGGAUCACGGCAGGGGACGGAGACGAGCAGGGAGGCAGCAGCGGAGGGGUCCGUCCCGGUCUCUGCUCCUGUUCUCGCUGUAAAGAGACAGAGAGAGAGAGAGAGUCUGUGCCCUCUGAAUUCCACUUGAUCGAUCGAACUCCAGUCGCCAUGAAGCGGCCACGCGGCGGCAGCCCCUCCCUCCUUCCGACGGCCAAUCCGGAUGAUGAUGAUGGUUACGACGCAGCAGCUGGGAUGGAGGCGGAGGGGGACGCGGAGGAGAUGGUGGCGCGCGGCGGCGGCGGCGGGGAGAAGAAGCGGCGGCUGAGCGCGGAGCAGGUGCGCGCCCUGGAGCGGAGCUUCGAGGUGGAGAACAAGCUGGAGCCGGAGCGCAAGGCGCGGCUGGCGCGCGACCUCGGCCUGCAGCCGCGCCAGGUGGCUGUCUGGUUCCAGAACCGCCGCGCGCGCUGGAAGACCAAGCAGCUCGAGCGGGACUACGCCGCGCUGCGCCACUCCUACGACGCGCUGCGGCACGACCACGACGCGCUCCGCCGCGACAAGGACGCCCUCCUCGCCGAGAUCAAGGAGCUGAAGGCGAAGCUCGGGGACGAGGAGGCAGCGGCGAGCUUCACGUCGGUCAAGGCGGAGCCGGCGGCCUCCGACGGGCCGCCUGUCGCGGGGGUGGGAUCAUCCGAGAGCGACUCCAGCGCGGUGCUGAACGACGCGGACGCGCCCGCGGGCGUGGCGGAGGCGCCGGUGCCGGAGGUACAGGGCGCACUCCUUCCCACGCCCGCCGCGGCCGCAGGCGCCGCGACGAGCCACGGCGGGGCGUUCUUCCACGGGGGCUUCCUGAAGGUGGAGGAGGACGAGACGGGGUUCCUGGACGACGACGAGCCGUGCGGCGGGUUCUUCGCCGUGGAGCAGCCGCCGCCGAUGGCGUGGUGGACCGAGCCCACGGAGCACUGCUUGCUGGAACUGAACUGGGGUGGAUGAGAGCGUAGACUUGGGAUCUGAGCCAGCCGAGACGACAAUCGGUGGGGGAAUAAAGGAUUCGUAGCGAGAGACGGGGGCUAUUCUGCAAAUUUUGUAAAAUGGAAUUUUACCUGGUCCCUUCUUGUCAAUUCUUGCGCGUAUUAGCAGAGUAGUAGUAGUAGUAGUAAUAAGCAGCCUAGAAUCAACCUAGUACGGAGUUUUUGGUUAACUCUGGACCCGGGUGCAAAAAUGCAACCGAAAAAUGCGACCAGAAUCGAUGGAGGUGAGGGGAGACAGUGACAGUGGGAAGAGAGGAGUGUAGAGGAAGAGCUGGGCGAGGAAACGGCCAACCCGCAGGUCACUGUUGGCGGGCCCGGGGCCACGUGAAAGUCAGGCAUUGUUGGCGCGCCCCCAUUGACCGCCGGACCUGCCAGUGACGCCGACCGGCGACGUGCACGUGCCUGGCCGUGCGCGCCCGUGGCGUCUUCCGCGAAAGCGUCGGCUCCGCUCCCUGGUCGACCUGUUUGCGCUUCUCUGUAUCUGAUUUGGAAUCUUGCCGCUCGCCGUGGAGCCUCCUCUGCGGAAGUGUUUGGCUCCGCUCCUUGAUCGGUGCCUAUGUGUUCUCUUGUUUUUUUUUCAAAGGAAGCCUGUGUGUUGUUCUCUUGUUCA
Messenger RNA from Panicum hallii, 1846 nucleotides. RefSeq names its product homeobox-leucine zipper protein HOX4-like. Gene Ontology annotation, molecular function: sequence-specific DNA binding; DNA-binding transcription factor activity, RNA polymerase II-specific. The record is from RefSeq and is a predicted model, not a curated record. Gene Ontology annotation, biological process: positive regulation of DNA-templated transcription. Bases 377 to 1198 code for a protein of 273 amino acids. Lineage: Eukaryota; Viridiplantae; Streptophyta; Magnoliopsida; Poales; Poaceae. Gene Ontology annotation, cellular component: nucleus. The transcript is spliced from 3 exons.